This is a messenger RNA of Macadamia integrifolia, 708 nucleotides long. Its product is annotated as 60S ribosomal protein L32-1. Gene Ontology annotation, biological process: translation. Bases 125 to 526 code for a protein of 133 amino acids. NCBI's taxonomy places the organism in Eukaryota, Viridiplantae, Streptophyta, Magnoliopsida, Proteales, Proteaceae. The record is from RefSeq and is a predicted model, not a curated record. The transcript has 4 exons. Gene Ontology annotation, cellular component: ribosome; cytosolic large ribosomal subunit. Gene Ontology annotation, molecular function: structural constituent of ribosome.
AUGAUGGGUAAAAUCGGUAAACUGUACUUCUUUAUAUUGUUUGUAGAUUAGGGCUUUUAGGCCUUUGCAGUUGAGGUGUUAACGAAGCGUUGGAACCUUUGGUGGAAACCCUAACACAGAAGCCAUGGCUGUUCCUCUGCUCACCAAGAAGAUUGUAAAGAAGCGUGUCAAGAAGUUCAAGAGGCCCCAGAGUGACCGGAAGGUCUCUGUGAAGCCAAACUGGCGUAGACCCAAGGGUAUUGAUUCUCGGGUGAGGAGAAAGUUUAAGGGCUGCACUUUGAUGCCCAACAUAGGGUAUGGCUCAGACAAGAAGACCCGUCAUUACCUUCCCAAUGGCUUCAAGAAAUUUCUGGUGCACAACGUCAAGGAAUUGGAAGUGUUGAUGAUGCACAACAGGACCUACUGUGCAGAAAUCGCACACAAUGUCUCCACGCGUAAAAGGAAAGAGAUUGUUGAGCGUGCUGCCCAGCUGGAUGUUGUUGUUACCAACAAACUGGCCAGGUUGCGGAGCCAAGAGGAUGAGUGAGCAGUGUUGGAAAAUUUUCUUGUCUUAUGCUUGUGCAUGCAUACCAAAUGCUACACCCAGUAGGACCAGUUUUGAUCAGUUAGGGAAUUUUGUUCUGCAUAUCUCGUCUUGGAAAUUAUGGACACUUGUUUCUAGUUCAUGGUUGAAUGAUCAGUUUUGAAUUAUUUUCUUCCAUUCACCAA